Molecule: messenger RNA, 1311 nt
Organism: Micropterus salmoides (largemouth bass)
Lineage: Eukaryota; Metazoa; Chordata; Actinopteri; Centrarchiformes; Centrarchidae
Exons: 4
Coding region: 22-1311 (429 amino acids)
Source: RefSeq, a predicted model, not a curated record
CACAUUCAAGUCUGUCUCCUGAUGUUGUUGAGUCUGACUGUAGUUUCUGAUGUGCUCUGUGUUACAGUGAUACAGGCUCAGAAUGGCUGGGGAGUGACUUACACCUCUACUCAGAUCUGUGCCUUAAAAGGAUCAACAGUGGAAAUAAGCUGCACCUACACAUACCCAUCCAGAAUAAAUGACCGUGAUACUACAGUUCAGGAAUCAUUCUGGUUUACUCAGAUGAAUGGAGAUGUACCUGUGGAUCUGAGAACAGACUCAGAGUACGCAGGUCGUUUGCAGUACAGUUGUUCUGACAACAUCUGCACUCUGAGAAUCACAGACCUGAGAGAGAGCGACUCAGUUGAGUACAAGUUCGGGUUCAUAACAAACCAACCAGGUGGAAGAUUUACUGGUUCACCUGGAGUCACUUUGUCUGUCACAGGUUUCCAGGUGCAGAUGAGCAGCUCACAAUCAUGCAAGAUUUACACGUGUACAUGGUCACAGCUGAAGUGUCUCAGCAGCUGUCGUCUACCUGAUCAAACCUCCUACAUCUGGUACAAGAAUGGACAGAAAAUUAAGGAAGAAUCAUCUUAUUCAGACUACUUUUAUCCUCCAGACAGCUAUUCAUGUGCCCUUAAAGGACAUGAGGAUUUUCCUUCUCCAUCAGUUUGUGGCCACGGUCAAACCUGCAGCAGAGUGACUUACACUGACAGAAGCAUCUGUGCCUUCAAAGGCUCAUCAGUGAACAUUUCUUGUACUUACAACAGUUAUUCCACAUAUAUCACAUCUAAAUUCUGGUUCAGUCCUGAACAUAGUCUUCAGUGGCAGAAUCCCUCACAGCCUGAGGACCUUAGUGAAGACUCCCAGUAUGCAGGUCGUGUUCAGGUCCUUGAAACAGAGAGAGGACGCUCCACUCUGAGAAUCACUGACCUGAGAGUGAGCGACUCACCUGCCCCCAUCUCACCACCGUCUCACCAUGCCAACUUUGCCCUCCUCAACACCCGAUCGAUUAACAAUAAAGCCCCUGCCCUCCAUGACCUAAUCCUCGACAACACGCUGGAUUUCCUUCUGCUUACCGAAUCCUGCCAACAACCCAAUGACUUCUUCUCUCUCAACCAAGCAUCCCCCACUGGCUACAAUUACAUCUGCAAACCCCGCCCCUCCCGUCGUGGUGGCGGCCUUGCCGUCAUUUACAAUCAGAACUUCCAGAUCACCGAACUUACCCUCCCCUCAGUAUCUUCAUUUGAAUAUCUCCCCUUCAAAGCUCUUUCCUCCAUGACAGUUAUCCUCAUCUACCGGCCACCUACCAAACAUUUCCUUCCUCUCUGA